AUGGGCUGCAGUCAAUCCAAGACAACGACCGACGACAUCGUCGAGCGCGUAUCAAAAGACACUUUUACGGUCGAAGUGCUGGCCAAUACCGAUGUUUCAGCCCCUGCGAUUGCUAUUGAGGACCCGCCAGCAUCGACGGAGGAGGAGCCGCCUACUGUUCGUGCGUCUGUGUCAAUUAAUGAUGUUGAAGAGGAGGAACCUGCUGCUGCGCCAAUUGAAGGAGAGGUCAAGAAAAUCGUGGAGUCUGCUGCUGAAGGAGAGGUCGAGAAAGAAGUGGACUUUGCUGCUGCAGCAGCAGGUGAAGAGGAGGUCGAGAAAGUCACGGAGUUUGGUGCAGACCACGUCGAGGAGGUUGUUAGAACAGAUGCAACAUCUUCAGUGAACGAGACGCUUGUACUAAAUUGUGACGCUCCCGUGGAAGAGGUUGCUGAAACACUUGCACACAUGGAAGUAGUUGCUGAAACAUCUGCAUCAGUCGAGGAGGUUGCUGAAACAUCUGAAUCAGUCGAGGAGGUUGCUGAAGCAACUGCAUCAGUCGAGGAGGUUAUUGAAGCAGUUGCAUCAGUCGAGGAGGUUGUUGAAGCAGUUGCAUCAGUCGAGGAGGUUUUUGAAGUAGCUGCAUCAGUCGAGGAGGUUGCUCCGAAAUUGGAGGACAAGGAAAAUGAUGAAGCCUUUACUCUACAGUCGGCACCUCUUGUUGAAAAUAGUGUGUUAAAAUUGGAGGCUGAGGUUGACGCUUUGAUACAAGAGGAGGACGAACCAAAGUCGGAGGUGAUGGCUGUCGCCCCUGAGAGCGAGACUAAGGUUGCUGAAAGCUCACUAGUCUUCAAGGCCGCGAACGUGACGUUUAACGACAAGGGUGUCGCUUUCUACAACUUCGAUGGCUCCGACUUAAGCAAUCCUGUCAACGACGUGCACAUAUCGAAACGCUAUUCGGAUUUCAAGGCUCUGCACGCGCAGCUGACGGGCAAAGGCAGCAAGGUGACGGACCUUCCAGCCUUGCCUGCUGCCUCGUUCUUACAAGGCCGGAAUAACAGGAAGUUGUUGGAGGAACGCAAGAGUCAAUUCACCAUCUUGCUAAACGCUAUUGCAGCGCACCCGAUUGCAUUGCAUAGCGACGUGUUUAAGGCCUUCUUGGCGUAA
This is a messenger RNA of Peronospora farinosa, 1143 nucleotides long. The record is from the annotation of a GenBank genome assembly. Lineage: Eukaryota; Oomycota; Peronosporomycetes; Peronosporales; Peronosporaceae.